This is a messenger RNA of Styela clava, 3329 nucleotides long. RefSeq names its product NFATC2-interacting protein-like. Gene Ontology annotation, biological process: positive regulation of transcription by RNA polymerase II; cytokine production. Lineage: Eukaryota; Metazoa; Chordata; Ascidiacea; Stolidobranchia; Styelidae. The record is from RefSeq and is a predicted model, not a curated record.
CAGCGACACCCGAAGUACCACUGUUAAUAUUGGAUGAACAAUAAAUAAGAUAUAUAGAUUUAAUUGAGUCAAGAUGUCUUCUUCUAGUGAGGAUGAGGAGCCAAUUGUUAUGCCGGUGAAACGUGUCAAGCGUCGCCAUCAUCCGAUAGCUAAUGUUGACCCAAACAAACAAAAAAUUAAUCUUUACUCCCACAAAAUUCUUCCUAAACUCGAUGCAUUAGCGAAAAGUCCUGUUAGACUCAGUAAAGACGAUGAAGACGAGGGAAAUGAUUUUGUUCCUUUCAGCAUCAGCCCUGUUCGAUCGUCACCAGAUAAGUCAAAGGCGGCAAGCUCUUCCCCAACGUCAGGGUCACCAGUAAGAAGCGUGUCAGACGCAAGUCCGAUGAAGGAUGUCCCACCAACCCCUCCUCCACCAUUCGUUCCACAAAAGAAGCGAGGGAGUAGAAAAGCCAAAAAACUUUUGAAGGAGGUGUCAACAGUCUUGUCACAAGUCUCAAAAAAUGACACAUCACAAGAUUCAAUAACAAUACUUGACGAUUCUAUCGAAAUCGUAAAAGAGAUUAUGGUCAAGAUUCGUCUUCAUGGUAAACUUCAAAAAUAUCCUAUGGUGGAGAGCCAGACUUUUCAUGAAGUUUUUGAUACGCUUGCAACGAAAGCCAAAGUUGAUGCUUCACGAUUACUCGUAACAUUCGGGGACCACAGAGUGUUUCCAAGUAACACACCUGCUGAAAUAAAUUUGACUAUUGCAGAUAUAUUAGAAUGUGUAAUUGCUAAUAGGAGACUUGCUCCCGACGUUAAAGACACUAUAAAAAUUCAAAUGCAGGGACCGUUUCAGAAAAGGAAGGUAUCAUUCACAAUGGGACAGACGGAGCCAUUCCUAAGUGUUAUGGAAGAAUAUGCGAUUAAGAAUAAAGCAAAUGUACAGGAGUUACAGUUCAGGUUUGAUGGGGAUUUAUUGGAGAAAACUGCAACGCCGAAGUCUCUCGACAUGGAAAAUGGGGAUUGUAUCGACGUGAUGCAUAUGAAAAAGGGAUGACAGAUAUAAAACAUAUCCGAUUUAUAAUGUAUUGGAAUUAGUUCCAGGAUGAUAAAAAAUGUGGAAUAUUUUCCUUGCAUCCAGUCAAAACAUUCUGCAUGGACAGGACAGCCAUUCCCACGCAUUUAUGAACUGUGAGAUACCGUAAGCACCAUGUUUUACGGACCAUGAGGCGCAAUUCAAAUCCUUUUCUGUCACAAAAAUCAAUUGUGCGCCUCAUAAGUUGAUACACUCAAUGCAAGACAAUAUUGCUUUGAAAGCUGUCGUGUCUUAUAGCCUGAUGUGCCAUAUGUAUGAAGAAAAACCCAAUCUAAGCAAUUUUUGACAGUACACCCUAUAAUACGGUGCUGCGCAAUAUGGUGCGUAAAAAUAGGGUACUGUCUAAGAUCGUUAUAUGCGUUAUAGUACCACGCAAAUCAUCAUGACCCCUUUGUCUAUCUUCAAUAUACCAUAUAAACUCGUAUGAAUUGAUUUCAAAGUCUGAUUUUAUUAGUGUAUUACAUUCAAUUCAAUAUAUAUAAUUGUAUCAAACGUCAAAUCAAUGCCAAACGGUAUUUUGCAAUUGAGAGAUGAUUGAAACUAGUUGUGUAGAUGUUGUUUUACUAUGCUUUGUGCCACCUAUUUUAUUCUUCAGUUUUAAUACUCAGAUAUCAUAUAUAGCAGGGUUGGCCAACCUGAUUUCGACCAAAAUCUUUAAAAUAGCUCGCGAUCGGUAAUAAGGUCAUACAUAAAAACGAAUGACUACUGAAUAUGCAGAUAACUGGACAGCUGCACACUCCUAUACAAAAAAAUUCCACCGUUGCAAAUAUUCUCGGUUUAGUGCGUGCAUUUUUAAUGGAAUGUCAAAAAAAUUUGUAUUUUUUCUGUUUCAUUUUAUUUGUUAAUUUGGUUAUUCAAAUUUAAGGCCUGCCUAAUUUUUAGUCAUAACCUUGACAGAAAACCUUGCAAAGUAGCGGUAUUCGUGUGUUAUCUAAACAGCGAAAAAAAAUAUUAUUCUCAAACCAUAAAUGUUACGUGACUGAUCGCUCGCUUUGAACUAGGAAAAAAUUGGCAUUCUGAUGCCGUUGCAAAUACACUUUACCACACUAUUCUUGGGGUGAGAGUGAGACAAUAACUUUCGCAUACCGCAGAAGGUAUUGUGGGAUCUUUCUCGGUCAAAACAUACGAUAUUCAGCAUUUUCAUUUCUAAACCUUGGCAACGGUGAAACUUUCAUUUAUUACGUAUUAAUAUGCUCUGUCAGGCUUGCCCGGACUCAUACAUUGUAUGUGUGUAGUUUGAGCAUGUAUUUGUUCUGUUUUAAAACACACAUAAGGCGCUGCAUGGAACUGUUUCAAGGCAACUUGGGGGAGGGGUAUGUUAUUACAUUGACUUGAACAUCAGACCCCGUGUUGGCCACUCCUGAUUUAUAGAGUACCGGUACUUAACAUAAAAUUGAGAUAGCUUUUGCAUGCAUACUAUUGAAAAUUGGGAGCUGUGCAUUUUUACUCAUUAUGUUUGAUAGUGGAACUCCGGAUUUAAGAAUUUCUCUGGGGGGCCUAUUUGUCCCACGAGCCACAUGUUGCACACCCCUGCUAUAUAGCAAGACUGAAAUUUACAAUCUUCCCCAGCCCACACCAGCUUAUUCACCAUCAUGGUGUGUAACUCGAAGCAAUUUCCUGGGCCUUUAACUAAAAUUAGAAAGAAUACCAAAAAGCGACAAGCAAAUUUUCUCUAUCAGAUCUACAUACCGUACUUUUCAAUACGCCUCAGAGGAACCUGACUUUUUUUUCAUGGACACAAAGUGGACCUAUAGAUCGUUUCGUUAUACUUUUUAAUGUUGUUAUUGUUGUGAAAAAAAAGCUUUUCUUUUUAACUACUGGACCAAUUGCUUUGAAAUUGUCAGUGGUCAUAUUGUUUUGUCGCUAAUCAACAUUUUGAAAGUAUAUAAGACUUUUUCAGCAGAAAAGUAUAUAUCUUCCUAUUAGUUCCAUAUAGCCUUUGUAUAAUAAAUCCAUAUUAUUAGUUUUGAAUCUGAUUUUAAAUGUUGGCUUGAUUACUACCUAAUGAAACCUUUCAGAUGAAAAUAGAAUUACCGGUAAAUUCAGUUUUUCUUCCGCUCGUCUCAUAUUGAAAAGCGAUUUCAUACAAUUAUUUUAUAUUUUGCACUGUAGUACGGUUUGUGUUUCAGCUUUUUUUAAUUGUUUAAUUAACAAGAAUAUUUUCAUGUGCUCUGGUAAAUGUUUAAUACAUAAAUGGGGGAAAACAUUAUUCAAGAAAAACAUUACAUUAAUGCUUUCAUAAGUGCAGCUGCAG